Molecule: messenger RNA, 4093 nt
Organism: Tyto alba (common barn owl)
Lineage: Eukaryota; Metazoa; Chordata; Aves; Strigiformes; Tytonidae
Gene: GSDME
Product: gasdermin E
Exons: 12
Coding region: 789-2306 (505 amino acids)
Biological process (GO): programmed cell death
Cellular component (GO): cytoplasm
Source: RefSeq, a predicted model, not a curated record
CCCACCCUGAGGAGGAGCCGCCGCGGCCGCCUCGCUGGCUGCCGGCGCUCCGCUCGCCUUCCCCGCCUGCCGGCGUGCGCCCUCCGGCUUGGCGGGGCGGGGGGAGAAGGAGGCCGGCUGCGGUUCGAGCGGGAGCGCCUGAGGGGGGUCCCCGCGCUCGGGCGCCCACCGGCGCCACCUCAGCGCAGGGCUUGGUGGGGCGGGCGCUGGUUUUCUCGCCGAGGGCAGGGGCAGCUUGGGCCCGCUCCCCAAGCGCGCAGCUCCCGCCGCGGGCCCUGGCUCCUCGGCCUGGCAGGGCGGCAGCCGCCAGCCCCGGUUCGGGCGCUGCGGGCCCUGAGCUGCCGCGGCCGUGGGCGGCCUCGGGUCUUAGGAGGCAUGUGCCGUCGAGCCCUCGAGGCGCAGAAGCGGGCUACGUCCUCGGCUAAAAUUGAUCAGAUGUGUUUUCGGGUGCCACGUGCGUUCAAGGACUGAAAUUUGUUGCAUUCAACAUCCCUGCUAGGCUUUGCGUAUUCGCUCUUAUGGCGGUUUUAAAAUGUACAGCUGCACUAGCAAAUAUGCUCCCUGCAAAGACAUUCCCAGCACAGCUAAGUGUGGGAGACGCUGAUGUUGUCAUUCUGAGGUCAAAACCAGUCACAUCUCUCCUGCCUGGUAAUAAAAGAAGGAUUCUGGAGGGAGGCCGAAAUCCUCUGCCAUUGUACCACUGCUCUCCUCAUCCCAGCCAGCCUCUGCGGGGUGCUCAUUAGGAGAUGCAUUUUCUUAGAAUUUCAGGCUUUAAUUGAUUCCCCAAGAUGUUUGCAAAAGCAACAAAGAAUUUUGUGAAAGAAACUGACAGUGGAGGUGACUUGAUCCCUGUCUCCCACUUAAACGCCUCAGAUAAGCUGCAGCUUCUGAGCUUAGUUACGAAGAGGAAGAGAUUCUGGUGCUGGCAGAAGCCCAAGUAUCAUUUCUUGACAGUUACCCUGAGUGAUGUGCUUACUGAAGACAAACCGAUAAAACCAGUAAUUGUGGAGUCUGACUUUGCAAAAUACAUGGGGAAGUUUGAAGAUUUUGUUCAAGGAAGUAUUGAAACUUCAUUUGGAAAGAUCAGCCUGGGAGCUGGAGGGAAGGGCUAUGUGGAAAACCAGUCCUCAUUUGGAAACCUGAGGAAGCAGGAGAUUGACUUGCAGCAGCUUAUGAAAGAUGUCAAGGACAGAACAAUAAAUCUAAACAGUAGUUUACUGCAACAAGUAAUUGAAAGAAAACGUGAAGUGCUGUGCAUCUUGAGAGAAAAGAUAAUAACAACUCAGAAGUGUACAAUAUCUGAACAUAUCCAGACAGAAGAAAAAAUCAGCGGUGUGGUGGGAUGCAGUACAAAAAUAGUAAAGGUUUCAGUGAGUGAAAAUGGAAGUAUGUUGAAGGAUUCAAGUGUGAUUCUUGAAAUUCCUCCUGCAACCACUAUUGCCUAUGGUGUAAUUGAACUGUUUAUAAAGCACAGUGGCCAGUUUGAAUUCUGUCUGCUAGAUGAACAGCAGGGAGGUUUUGAAAAAGAAAGCACAGAAGGCUCAACUUAUCCGUACUCUGCAUUAUUCAGAGAUGCUUUGUUUCUCUAUCAGCCGGAUGCUGUUGAUAAUAAGAUGUACUCUGGGGCUAAAAACCUCAUUCCCAGUGAUGCUUCUUUAAGUGUAUUGAAACAAGAUCUGUCACGGUUGAAGAUGCAGUUCCAGCCCUUUGUGAAGCUGCCGGAGUAUAAGCAAAGAACUUUAUAUAAAACACUUUGUGAACUUUUGCUCCGUGAAGAAAUGGUAACUGCCCUGGAGGACGUGUUAGAUGAUAUCUGCACAGGAGAUAAGCCAGAUCUGAAGGAGUUAAAACCUGCACAACUACGAGACCUCACUGAUUUCUUGCAGCUCUUAGGGUGCAGUUUAGAGAGCAAACUGUUGUUGCAGAAAUAUCAGCCUCCGGAUGAAGAACUCUUCUCAGCUGCUCACCUCCUCAUCAGUGCUAUCUCUGAGCUGUCUGAUUACACUCUUGGCCUGCUGCGUGCCUGCUGUGAUCUUCAGGUUGUUCCAGCAUUGUGUUGUUUGCCCCACGUGGCUUCAGCCGAUGGCACUGUGGCGCUCAGCAGUCCUUUGGUGGCUGCCCUCACUGACAGAAGAAGAUUUGAUGUCGUCCAAAGGCUGUUUGCUUCAUCAAACAUUAAUUUGGAACUGACAGGGUCUUCUGUAAAAGCUGUAACUAUGAAAGAACCUACAUUCUUCCCACUUGUUCUUUAUGUUGCACUGUAUGGAUUGUACGCCUUGGGUGGGAGUGGGCAGGAGCUUUGCUGAGUAUCCAGCUCCUACCCUAGCCCGUUCUUUUUUCUGUAGCUCUGCAGUGUAGUGUUGGUGUGCUGGAGCUAGCGGUGCAGCCGCUCGGGUGAGUGCUUAGGGCAGCCAGGGGCUGUGGAGUCAGGGAGGACUCGGCGUGCCUGGGGUGACAAGGGCUCUGCCGCCGGCGUGGCGCCGCUCUGCAGCGUCCCCGAGGGGUGCGCGCACGUCUGGAGCGGAAAAUACAUAAAUAAGGGAUGAGGGGAGGAGUUAAGAGAAGCCUGGGGCAGAAAUGGAACGUAGCUGUUCUGGUAGUUGUCAGAUCUGCAGGGCAGUAGGAGCCUGAUUGCUUGCAUUAACAUGCGUGGGAGAAAACUGGAAAGUACAAAUUGCUUUUUGUGAGCAAGUGAGGGAGCAGGCUGUGGAAAUCCAGGGUUCUGCAAGGCAGUAAGUGUUUUGCUCGUUUAAGACUUGCUGUGCAGAAUGCCUUCUCUCUGGAGCAGGUGAAAUGGAGGGCUCUUAAAGAGGUGCUUGAUUAGGUUUUCAUUUAUUAAGUGUAGUUUGGCUUUAAGGGUGUGAACUGCAUGCUGCAGGAAAUAAAAAAAAAAAAAAAAACACCCUCUUUUUCGAAGACUAAGACCAGCUUGGGAGUUUAUGCCUCUCUACAGCAUUGCUGUUUUCUACUAAGUUUUCACUCACCUUAGCAAGUUUCAGCUGUUUAAAUUGCAUUCUGAGAACUUCCUCUUUGAGAUACCGUGAUCCUGCUUGGUGUGUGCAGGUGAAACGCCCCUGCUGCACUCCGCCUCAAGGAUCCUUUUACCCAUGUGACACUUCAGGUGCAGAUAUUUUGCUCGUUUCUUUGACGAGCAGCAAAAUGUCAGUAAAGCACUUUCUGCUUUGAACCAUUCUGCCUUUUUUUCAUCAUAACCUUUUGUAAUCAUGUGGUUGGGACAGAAAUGCAGCAGAGAUCACCGUAAAUCCGGGCUUGGGGAGGUGAUGUUGCAGGUCAGCGCUUUCAGAGGGGGUUGUGAGGUGGCUGAGAGACAAACAAGCAGGUGCCUGUGCGGGGGGUGACCAGUAACCAGGCCCUGCAGCUCAGCUGGGCGGGGAGGAGACCUGGGUUCAGUUUUCUGCUCUGUUCCCACACGGGCUUGAGCAGAUGGUUGUCUAAGAGCUCUUUAAAAAACUCCCGUCAGUUCAACUUCCCCUGGGACUUGGCAAAAAAAGCACCGCGGUACCUUCCCGUAGGCCGAGAGCGCAGGAUGACGGCCUUGCACGCUGAGCUGUCGGUGUUUCUGCGGCUCAGCUGGUAAAUGAAGCCGCUGGAGCUGCCCGAGCCUUGCCCUGGGGUGUGUGGAAACCUUCUUCAGGAGGAAGGAGGCGCGUUCCUCCGCUUCUGGGAGCGGCGGGUGUUUGGAGAUGGGAAAGUCGCCUUUUGCCACUCACUACUCAGAAGUUGCCUCUGUACCCCAUUAGUUUCUCAAACCUUUCUAUUAAAUGUUACGCCUGACUUCUAACCUCAUGCAUGUAAUUUCCAGUGUUCUCCGCGGGAUUCCAGCCAUGCCCUUGGCCCUGAAUGCUGGGGCACGCAGGUGGAUGUGUGGACACCCACGCUGUGCCGCCCUCCACCUGCUCUGAUCUUCCGGACGGAGUUUUGGCAUCUUAACGUGCGCCGUAUUGCGUAACUGCUGCCAGGGUGGGCUGCGUCCUACAUGUAGAGAGGGGAUUUGUUUAAAGAGGGGGAAGAUCAAAACAGACGCUAGGUGUUCUGUAGAAACCUUAUUAAAAAAAAAAAAAAAAAAAAAAAA